Molecule: messenger RNA, 10115 nt
Organism: Ictalurus furcatus (blue catfish)
Lineage: Eukaryota; Metazoa; Chordata; Actinopteri; Siluriformes; Ictaluridae
Gene: ttll5
Product: tubulin tyrosine ligase-like family, member 5
Exons: 37
Coding region: 492-4649 (1385 amino acids)
Biological process (GO): microtubule cytoskeleton organization; protein polyglutamylation
Cellular component (GO): cilium
Molecular function (GO): tubulin binding; tubulin-glutamic acid ligase activity
Source: RefSeq, a predicted model, not a curated record
ACAGUCCCUUAAUUUCCGCAUAUCCGGGAAUAUCGAACGUCCAACGUCAAACCAACUUUAUUCCAUUAUCCAAUUACAGUAGGUUUACCUAAUAAACCGCUGAUGGCACCUCAUAACAAUAUAUAUCCACUCUUCAUGUUCUUUAUUAACUUAGAUGAUAAAGAUGAUCAUUCUUUUGUUAUCCUAGCUCUUUAAUCUUUUUUAGUUGAAUUGUCUUUCUUUCUUUCUUUUUUUUUUUUUUUUUUUGCUGACCCCCUGUCUUUCCUGCCUACACUACACCUGCGCAUGCGCACUGGGAUGGUUGCCGGUUGGUUGCUGUAGUUACAGCUCAGGGGAGAGAGAAGCGCUACACCUGCGCUGCUGCUCCUGAGAACUUUAGCUCCGUUUAAUCUUUGUAGUUUUCGCACCAGAAGUCUGCAGGUUGGAGAUGCAUGCUGCCAUAAUCCCAUUUAGCUGACAUACUGCAGAUCUUCUCUGUCUCUGUGGUGGAAAUGCCAGCUGUGAACCAGGACAAAGAGGAUUCUGAGUCUCAGUCAGAAGACGAGCUAGAGUGCCAUCCCUGUAUAGCCUGGAGUGGGAUCAGCAGGAAGAUCCCAGUUCUGCUCUUCCAUGCUGAAGCUGUUGUGUCCAAAGAUGAAACUAUUUGUUCCAUUGGAGAAAGAUACAACUUGGCCUUCAAGAUUGUACGUACAGAGAGUCGACUUGUGCGAGGCAUGCUUAUAAAUCAUGGAUUCCAUGAGGUCCAUCCAAAUAGUAAUGAUUUCAACCUCAUGUGGACAGGCUCCCACCUUAAGACCUAUCUGCUCCGCAGUUUGCAGGAUUUCCAGAAAGUCAACCAUUUCCCCAGGUCAAAUGAGCUGACACGGAAAGACCGGCUGUACAAAAACAUUCAGCGGAUGCAGCAGGCUCACGGAUUUCAAAACUUCCACAUUGUACCUCAGACCUUCGUUCUUCCUGCUGAAUAUCAGGAAUUUUGCAAUGCCUUCUCUAAGGACAAGGGUUCAUGGAUUAUCAAACCUGUUGCAUCUUCCAGAGGCAGAGGCAUCUACCUGGUCAGCAGUCCAAGUCAGAUCUCAUUGGAUGAAAACAUCCUGGUGUCGCGGUAUAUUAGCAACCCAUUAUUGAUAGAUGAUUUUAAGUUCGAUGUGCGAUUAUAUGUAUUGGUGACGUCUUAUGACCCAGUCAUUAUCUAUGUCUAUGAAGAGGGGCUAACUAGAUUUGCUACCGUGAAGUAUGACCAUGCUGUGAAGAACAUCAAGAACCAGUUCAUGCACCUCACCAACUACAGUGUAAACAAGAAGAGCAGUGACUAUGUCAGCUGUGAUGACCCUGAAGUAGAGGAUUAUGGGAACAAAUGGAGCAUGAGUGCAAUGCUGAGGUAUUUAAAACAGGAGGGAAAGGACACCACAUUGCUGAUGGGUCAGAUAGAGGACCUGAUCAUUAAAGCUGUGCUGAGUGCAGAGUUACAGAUUGCUACUGCCUGCAAGAUGUUUGUCCCUCAUCGCAACAACUGCUUUGAAUUGUAUGGUUUUGAUGUUCUCAUUGAUUCCAACCUCAAGCCAUGGCUCCUGGAAGUGAACCUCUCUCCAUCAUUGGCAUGUGAUACUCCUCUUGACCUGAAAAUAAAGGCCAGCAUGAUCUCAGAUAUGUUUUCUCUUGUGGGGUUUGUAUGCCAGGACCCCCUUCUAAAACAGAUGCGGUCAGAUAAGGCUGGAUUGGACCCAGCUGUGAAGAACCACAAAACUCAGCAUCAUUUCUUUGCACAGGCUGCCUCUGCCAAAUCCAGAGUGUGUCAGAGACCUCAGUCUGCCAAUAAUAUUGAGGAGCUGAAAGAGAAACAGGGAGGCAGGCAUGUGGACACGCUGAGCUUGACUGCAGAGGAGUUAAAAGUCCUGAGGAGGACACAGGAGGAGCACGAGAGGAGAGGUGGAUUCAUCCGUAUUUUCCCCACACCACAAACUUGGGAGCUCUACAGUGGUUAUCUGGAAUACAAGACAUCCAUGAACUCCAUGCUGGCUAAUAAACUUUUCCAUGGAAGGUCAGGAAAAUCCUCUGUGAUCACACAAUUCAGGAAUAGAUUGAAGGGUAAUGUGCCCUUAGAAGAGGAGGCCCAUAAAACCUGUCAUGUAGUUCAGUAUGAGAGCAAAUUGCUCUCUCUCGAGGCACGAAGACACAGGAAAAGGAAAACGACUAGCCGUGCCACUCCCCGGCGAAGGAAAACUGGUCGAAGGCCUUUACCAUCAUUAGCACACAGCAGUGAAAAUGAGGAAGCUGAGGAGGGAGAAGAGCGAGGACCACAGGGAAAGCAGGAGCAAACAAUGUCUCAGCCUCAGCCCACCCUGUUGGCGUGGCACCGAACUGAAGUCAGCAAACCCCCCAAAAAAGUGGAUCUGCUCCAUAUUCUCCAGCAGGGGUGGGAUCUCAGUAAGGUUCAGGCACGCAUGGCCUUCUCCUUCUAUCUCCAGCGGGUCCAGAUGAGGCUGCUUGUAGAGAGCAGGACCAACACUACCCCUGCCUGGGCACAAAAGGACAGUGACCAGAUGGAGCUGGUAAUGCGUUUUCUGAUGCGAGCUGCCAGUAACCUGCAGCAGGACAUGCAGGUGGUGUUACCCAGCCGCCAGCUUUCCCUGCCUGACCGCCGUCGCAUACUGGCCCAUCAGCUCGGAGAGUUCAUCCACUGUUAUAACCAGGAGACAGAACAACUAGUAAAAUGUUUGGAAAAGCCUGAAGAUGAAGACCGGUGCAUCAAUUCAAAUGUGUUUCGGGAGUUUAUUUUGGAAGCAAGUGAAAGUGAUCUAGAAGAUGUCCUCACUUUCUACACACACAAGAACAAGUCUGCCAGCGUGUUUCUGGGGAGUUCAAGAAGAGACCAUUAUGAAGAAUGCGGUAAGGGCUCAGGAGAGCUAACAAAGCAUCACAGCAGGAGAACUCCGGUAAAAGCCAAAGAAGGCUCUAGUGCUUCAGGAUUGUCGCUGACUGCCAAGGCCGACUCACCAAAAAACAAAGAAAUCCAAGAGAGUGUAACCAGACCAGGAUGCAACAAAAGCAGUAUAACUGUGAACACGAACAGCCAUAGUAACACUAUCCAAAAUAGUGACAAAUAUAGAACAUUAAAUAAUGGUGGACACAGAAACAACAAAAUUCUAAAUGGAAAUACAGUGACAGAAGGUCAGCCCGAGGCCUCAACUGCCUUUGAGACUCAAACUAAUGAAAGCAAAACAAGAGGUUUACAAGAUGGAGAAAUUUGGAGUAAAAGAUCCCACAUUACAAUUGUCGGAAAUGACGAAGAACUGUCAAAAAUGGUUAAACAGGUUAUCGAGCAGCCUGCAAAAAGUUGUAAAUUGCAAGUCAAGACCCAGGGUUCUCAGCACACGUCAUCAUAUCGUGCAGCCCUAGACUGUGAGCAUAUCCACCUGCAGCAAUGUUUCCCACGAUCUGAACCUGAAGCUCAGCCCCAGGCUCAACCUCCUCCUUAUAUCCAUCCUCCCCCACACCUGCAUGCUGAAUCUCAAAGCAAACCACAAACUACUUUAUCUUCUUCAUCCACAAAUUCUCUGCGGCCUACACGAGUAACGUUGCCUUCAUCAAAUUCAUAUUCACCUGGAUCAUUUACAACUACUGAAGUGCUACAACAAACCCCGGGUUCACAAAUGGCACAGCUGGUCACUAGUGGUGUUUCAUCUUCUAGUGCCUGCACUACAAACAUGUACAGUCAGAAAGUCUUGUGGCCCGCUUCUGCACCGCGAGUGAGUAAUAAGGCCAAUAAGUCCAGACCUGCCUCUGCAGGAGUGGUUAAGGAGCCAGAUUCACUCUCAGCACAGGCCCAGUCAAAUCAGCAGGCUAUUGUGGCUGCCCUGAAGAAACUAGUGGAGAAACAAGCAGCUCGCCAGUACAGCACCUCCAGCCACAUUAGUCUCCUUACACAACAUCUGACCAACCUGAACCUAGCUAAAGGAGUUUUCCGCAGAGGAGUGCAGAGUGUCACGUCAGGAGCUCGGCCCGACACAGCGACAGCUCAACACUCAGGCAUGAACCUCUCUGGUGCUGUGAGUCACAGGAAGGACGACGAUGACGGAAAGAGCCAGAGUGCCUGUAAUUUGGCUACUGGAGCAACUUUGCAGACCUCAUCAGGCAGCUCUCAGCUCCAGUUUGCCAUCCAGCAGCUCCAGCAGCAGAAACUGCAGUCCAGGAAGCUACUGGACCAGAGCCGUUCUCGACAUCAAGUCAUGCUGGAUGGACACACACUUGUGCCUGGUGCUGUACCACGAAACCCUGUUCCCGCCAGCUGUAGUGUUCGGGUCAACUCGCAGUCCCAGACCAGUAUGAAGCAGACAGCAAGUCGGAGAGAUUCAUGCCAUCCUGAACCCCUGCUCUCUACACGGGGUGCCGCUGCUCUGAUUCCCAAACCCCCCAGCAGUACUCCCAAAGACACACUCUCACACAAGACUGCCACUCAAAGGACCAACCAAACUGAUGAUUUAACAUGCUCUCCAGAGCCAGAUGUUCUUCCAGAAAGGCAAGCACCAUAUGAGACUCCAUCCGGAAACAGCUUAUCUAGUCAUCAAAAUGUUGUUUAUGACACCACGUGUGGAAAAACAGGUCUGUCUAUGUACAGCAAAUUAUUCCACACGUAUAGGUCCAGACCUUGAUGAUGGAGCGAUGGCUGGUUCACUGAUUACUCGCUGGUGUUGGAUCUCUUCACAGGAACAAUUUUUAUCAUUCAGACUGAAGUGUCACUAUGGUUUACCAUGAUGGAAUAGAAAAGUCUGUUCAAUUAAUAGUUUGGCUAGAAUACCCACAAUUCUUCCCUUCUUCCCCGAAUGCAGUGAAUCAUUUGAGGUGUAUAGUGUAAGAAAUUAGCCUUUUCAGUUUUUCCACUGGAGCUACAAGUCUAAUGUGGAUAAUAAGCAAAGGAAGCUUAUAGCUGCAAGCCUCCAUCGCAUAAUUGCCCCAACCAGUUGUUAUAUAAUCCCAAAUAGACUUGCUGCUGUGGUUUCUGACAGUGUGACAGUGUUAGCAGUUAGAAUGUGCUACAUAUCUAAAAACAGUAGUAACAGCCACCUUAAAUCAGGUAUCACCUUCUUUAUCAUUCUUGAUGAAGAAGGCAACAUAUGUAGGUAGGUGUAGUUUAAAGUUUAAAGACGAAAUUGUACAUACGAAGUGAUUUGGAUGACAAUUUGGUCAUUUGUAUAUUUAAUUUCUUUUAAUAAGAACUUGCUCUGCAAUUUUAUGAAAAUGUUUAUGUACACAUGGUAUUAUUGAGCCAAACCAUGUCUUUUGAAGCAAGUGAUGUAUACAUUCCAUUUGCAUGCCAUCUUACACUGGUACCCUAAAACUGUCCGUAUUUGUCAGCAACAUGAGCCUUAUAGCUCUAAUACAAAACUGAAGAAAACUAAACAUGGGGGAAAUUUUGUGUAAAAUGAAUUUUUUUGGCUGAACUAUUCCUUUAAACAAAGUGACAUCUAUAUCCACUCCUCUUUGCUCUUUGCUAGCAUACCAUAAACAUUUUUAUAUUCUCUUCUAGCUAAUCUUGUUUUACUGUUAUCUUGCUUUAUGUCCCAGCCCCCGCACUAGACAAGAAUCAUAUCUUUCCUUAGGGUGGAGGAACAGCUGACAAAUGCUGCUACCCCUGAGACCGUGUCUGACAUAAAACCGACCUUAUUUAUUUUUUUUGGAGAGCAUGUGGCUGUGAGGAUAGCAUGCUGUGUAAGAAAUCCCUGGCUUUGACACGAGCGCAGAUCUGUUCCAUGGCCCAAGAUUUUCCGGUGGCCUUCAGUUCCUCCCCGUCCUAUUGCUGCAGUUGUCCAGCCCCAUUCUCACCCUGCAACUGCUGCCAUCAAAAGACUAUGUGAAUAGACAGGCAACAACAGCUGUUAACUCCACUCAGCCUCUCGGCCUGAUCGCUGGAACAGACCAGAAGAUUGAUAAAACAAAAAGCACAGUUUGUCAAGAAACCACAAAGCAGACAGUCCUCUAUCAUGAAGCCUUUGCUGUGAUGGAGCCCUUACUGAGCUUCACAAAGCCGUGGCACUGGAGACUUCCUCCAGAAAUGUUAAAUAAACAUCUCCUAACAGGAAGCUUCACAAUAUCAGUGAUGAUACUUUUCUCUUUUUUUUGGUCAAAUGAAUGCCCUCCAUACAAGUCCCUGUGAAUAAGCUGAAAUGAUAACAUAUUAGAAUGAGUGCAUUAAUAUAAACACUUUCAGAUUCAAGAAUUCAACAAUGCUGUGGUAUAAUGCUGAUUAUAAAGAGCAUUAAGGCUGAUUAUAAAGAACAUUGAUGCUGAUUAUAAAUUAUUGCCAAAGGACAAUUGCUUUUGGUGAUCAGCACACAUACCGUCACGUAUCAAUAAGCACCGUGUCCGUCAGGACCAUAAUACUCUCCUCAAGUGCCUCAUUACGGUGCCACAUACUGCUUGUGUAUUGAGUUUUAUUACCUUGUGUGCUGUAUUUUAUGAUCAGUUCCAAAUGUACUGCACUCAUGCUAGCAGACUGAAACAACUGAAUCUCUAGGACAUAAUGGCUCCAUUGUAUCAGUGAUUGGUGUACUUCAUUAACAGACCCUGAAAAUAAGUCUGGUUGAUAAAUCGAGGGACUCUUCUUAAUGUCUUUCCAUAGAAAGCAGUUUUUCCCUUCUACAGUGUACACCAGUGUUAUCCAUUUACAGCUCCAUAGGGCAGCAAGUCUUAUUUCAUGAAGAGUUAAUAGUUUAAUAUCUUAAAAGGCUGGGCAGUCUGCAUGACUAAUUGGUGGGUUUUGUUGAUGUUUUACAAAACUUCAACAUAUUUUUGACACACGUUAAUUAGAAGAAAUGGUGUUUCUGCUUUUAGCUGCAGGUCAUUAGUUAUUCUCAGUCAUAAAGUCUGGCCAGCAAUGUACUGUAUAUUAUUGAUGUAUGCAAAAUAAAGCCUGCUGUCCCCCAUUGAGGAUAUUGUACUGUAACAUUUAUCAACUCAGGGUUUGGCCAUUUAAAGAACAUUUAUUUUUAGCUUUUACAAUGGUAUUGUUUGAUAUUGUAAUUUGUCUUGUGUGUGUUAUUGUAAAUCCAAAAUGUUGCAUUAUGAAUUAUUUCAGUAUGAAACCAAAUACUGAAAGUGUAUGACCAGAAUGUUGUAUGAAUACUGCGUGAACACAUUUUUUUUUUUGAGUCAUUGAUAUUUGUAUAUAGUACAGAGUAGGAAAAAAACAACAUUUUUUUGCAGAUAGUAUGACGUGAAAUGCUUUUGAUUUCUUCUCCAUUGAUUUUUACUACAAUGUAGAAGAGAGCUGCUUUUUCUGUGGCACAGCUAAAAGAAUAUAAGAUGCCUGCAGUAAGGGAAAAAGCAGGCCAGCCUUUCCAACCAGUAAAAGACUUCAAUCCAAAGAUGCCUGAAGAUGAAUGACUAUAGUCAUGGUUUUCUUAUCAGAUUCCUGAUGCUACAGAGUUAUGCUGUGUUGUUGGGUUCCAUGUUGUGCAUCAUUACCUGGCCUACUGAACAAACCUAAAAAAAAGUCUGACAGGUAACAGAGGUAAGCAUCCAAAACAAAAUAUUUUCUCACUAACAUUUCUUUCCAGCAUGUAUCAUUAUUAAUAUUAUUUAUGACACGUCUUGUAUUCAUUAGCCUGUCUUGUAGACAAACAGUGUGGGAAACCGUGAAGACCACAGUACAAUGUUCAGCAAGGACGAAUCCUGUGCAUCAAGGCUUUUUACACUAUAAACAAAAACCUGACGGUCGCCUGAGUGUCAGCCAGGCAAUGCUCUUGUUAACUCUUAAGUCUGUUUUGAUAUAUCCAGUAGGGAUUAUCAGUUUUCCUUUGUGUCCUGACCACAGCUGCUAAGACAUUCUGGAUAAAGCAGCUUCUGUAUUAGUCACUAAGUGAGUGCUGUCAGUUUAAUAUAAUUCAGCCGGUUCAGAAAUGCCCAAGACAUUUGUACGGUGGCACAGACAGUUCAAAAUGUAAAAGCAACAGGUAUAGGUGGAGAAAAAGUGGGGGAAGGGAUAAAUCAGCCCAAAUGGUCUACGUGGAGGUCCGAGGGUUGGAAGAGUAGCAUUUGAUGGCAAAGCCACCUUGGAACAAAACUCAUUAUAGGAAAUGUAGUGCUUCAAAGUGUCAUGCUCCAGGGCCUGAAAGUGGAGAAGAAGAAAGUAUGGAGGUAUUUUUAAGUCCAGUUCUGGCCCCUCUAACCCUCCCUCUUUUUGCCAAGGUGGUAAGACCUCUGAAGGGCUGCCACUGGUGCUGAAACUCUCAGCUGCACUUGCAAGAUUUGACAAUCAUGUUGGAAAGUUGCUCCACUUUCGGUGUUCGUCCAACAUAGUAGAGGAUGGUUAGAGGUUCGAGGUCCUGUGGCACGCAGCAUGGUGACGCUGAGGCUUCUGGGUUCAGAGUGUUGUACAGGCUCAGCAACUACAUGGGAAGAACAAGUUUAAUAGUUAACCCUUAUGUUCUAUUCAAGUUUUUACUCCAAAUUUUAAAGUUGGUGUGCUGCUUGGCUCAAGUUUAAUUAAAAUGAAAAAUAUUUUUUUAAAAGUCAGAUAUUACAGGCAUUUUUUUUUUUUUUUUUACCAAAAGGUAUUGUGAACUUAAGGUCACCUUAACUCGUAGACAGAAUGUUUAAAGUGAUGCUCGUGCUACCAUUUGACAGAUAUUUGAAUUAUUGCGCUUUUGGGAAACUCUGCCCUGAUUAUAGUUGCUGUUGUGUUUUCUCUUAUUUGUAUGCAUAUAGCUUUUGCAGACUAAUUGUGAACGCCCCAUGGUUUCAUUUUUAGCAGUGGCAUUUAACAGCUAUAUAUAUACAUUGCAUUUUGAUAUUGGGAAUUUUAUAGGAUGGUUUUGAAGUAGGGUGGUUUUUGUCAAGCAGAUUUGGCAACCCUGCUAGUCACGAAAUACGAUCACAAGAGGGUCACUGGAGACACAGUGAAGACCCCUGAACACGCCUGGUGUAAAUGGUGAUCUAUCUCAGCUGUCAACUUGUGAUGUGAUGUUAAUGGCAGGUCUUCACCUGUCAUUAAAGGGAUUUGUGCAUUACCUGCCAUAAAUUUUUCUUAUAAUUAUCUUAUACCACAAUGCUGUUUAAUUCUCGAUUUUGAUUGUUGUUGAUGAAUUUUCUAUAACAGCAACUGUGACACCAGUGCCAGCUGUAAGGCAAAUCAGGUUAAAUUAAAUGCACCCAUUCUGACGUGUUUCUAUAGUAACAGCUCAUUCACUCGGACUUGUGUGCUGUUAUUUAACAAAACAUAAUUGUUGAUAUGGUGAAGUUUUCAGUGAGGAGAUUUUAUUUGACAUUUAUGGAAGGAGUCUCCAGUGUCAGCACAUUUAGUAUACACAUAACAGUUAGAGGCUUCUAGUACCUAUUGCUUUGUUUUUUUGUAAGAGAGGGAAGACUGUUUAUAGCUGCUAUAACAUGAGUCGUAACGGGAACGAACAGCAGCUGUCGCCUGGUGUCCUACUGAAGCUAAGCAGGGUUGAGCUUGGCCAGUACCUGGAUGGAAGUGGUAUUAGUGAAGCCAGCAGGGGGUGCUCGCUAUGUGGUCUGUGUGGGGCCUAAUGCCCCAGUAUAGUGACAGGGACACUAUACUGUAAAAACAGCACUGUCUUUCGGACAAGACAUUAUACUAUUAAGAUUAUACUAUUACGACACUUAAUGAAAAUAAUUCAUUUUUUAAAUUUGCUGUUGAAUGAAUGAAUGAAUUAAUUAAUUAAUUUUAAGCGUCCUUUCAUACCGAGCUGUGUGUGGUGUCAGCGCUGCGCAAGUAAGGACAUGGCCCUGAGCAGAAGUUAGCGUGGUAUCCUUUUGGCUCAUGGAUCCAUCUCCAGCCCAAAUCCUGUCGGAAAUCGAUGUAAAGCGGGCGAACACAGCAGUUCUCCUCAUAAUUACUGCAGUGGAGGAAGAGAGACAGACACAGGAUGAUCAGCUGCUCCAGUGCUUUGCAAUUAAUUUCCUUAUGCACUAUAUACCUUUUUAUUCUGCUGCUCUGCUUUCUUGGCACAGCUGCUGCAUUCAUUCAAUGACAUUUCCAUAGCCUCAAUGAAGUAAUACAGCCAAUUCUUACUUGACGUUUUUUAAGCCUUCUAUUUUCAUUCUGUAUUGCCUUAUAAACAGCUCAAGCUGUGCCUUUCGGAGGCUCAGAAAUUCCA